Molecule: messenger RNA, 1395 nt
Organism: Jaculus jaculus (lesser Egyptian jerboa)
Lineage: Eukaryota; Metazoa; Chordata; Mammalia; Rodentia; Dipodidae
Gene: Mettl8
Product: methyltransferase 8, methylcytidine
Exons: 10
Coding region: 196-1290 (364 amino acids)
Molecular function (GO): tRNA (cytidine-N3)-methyltransferase activity
Source: RefSeq, a predicted model, not a curated record
AGCACGCGACACGCGGGAGACCCUUGGGGGGCGCUGUGCUGCCGUCUCCGGGUCCGCCUCCUCGGCCGGUCCCUCAGUGUUUGGAGAUCCGUUCCUUACAGCCCUGGUACCCCGACGCCCAUCAACCCUAGACUUUCUGGGAGUCUCUGGCCAGGUGCCCGAAGGGGCGCUGUGUCCCGUGGGACCCUCCAAAGGAUGAAUGCAAUUUGGAGAUGUGUUUGCCGCCUAAGACAAGGAAAGGUGCCACACAGAUGCCAAAGUGGUUGCCACCCAGUGGCCCCUCUGGGAUCAAGGAUUUUAACUGAUCCAGACAAAGUUUUUGAGCACAACAUGUGGGAUCACAUGCAAUGGUCUAAAGAAGAAGAAGAAGCAGCCAGAAAAAAUGUAGAAGAGAACUCAGCUGUGCGGAUCCUUCCAGAAGAACAAGUUAAGUAUGACUGUGACGCUCACAAAUACUGGGACGCGUUUUACAAGAUUCAUAAGAAUAAGUUUUUCAAGAAUCGUAAUUGGCUGUUGAGGGAAUUCCCUGAAAUUCUUCCAGCUGAUGAAAGCACUAAGGAGGGCGUGGGAGAAUGGCCAAGGGAUCAUGUCCGAAGCCAUGCUGAAGACAGAGGAGGCUCUCCACAGCCUGACCCGUUUCCUGGUAGCAAUGCUGCCUUCAGAAUUCUAGAGGUUGGCUGUGGCGCUGGAAAUAGUGUUUUUCCAAUUCUCAACACCUUGCAGAACAUUCCAGAAUCCUUCCUCUAUUGCUGUGAUUUUGCCUCUGGUGCUGUGGAACUUAUAAAGUCACAUUCUUCCUUCCGAGCAGCCCAGUGCUACGCCUUUGUUCAUGACGUGUGCGAGGACGGCUUGCCCUACCCUUUUCCAGAUGGGAUCCUGGACGUCAUUCUCCUCGUCUUUGUGCUCUCUUCUAUUCAUCCUGACAGGAUGCAAGGUGUUGUCAGCCGACUCUCUAAGUUGUUGAAGCCUGGGGGAAUGCUGUUAUUUCGGGAUUAUGGAAGAUAUGAUAAAACUCAACUUCGUUUUAAAAAAGGGCAUUGUUUGUCUGAAAAUUUUUAUGUUCGAGGAGAUGGAACCAGAGCCUACUUCUUUACAAAAGGGGAAGUCCACCAUAUGUUUUACAAGGCCGGAUUAGAUGAGAAACAAAAUCUGGUUGAUCAUCGCUUACAAGUUAAUAGAAAAAAACAAGUGAAAAUGCAUCGAGUGUGGGUUCAAGGAAAAUUCCAGAAACCAUUCCACUGGACUCAACAGAACUCCAAAUUGGCAUUUUCACUCCUUUCUCAUGACUGAACUGUGUACCAUGUGAAGGUGUAAAACCAGAGAGCUGUGUUAUUCAAGACUCUGAAAGUCAUUCUUUUCCCAAAAGACAAUAAAAGAAUUUAUGUUUCCUGCUGA